Molecule: messenger RNA, 915 nt
Organism: Spizellomyces punctatus DAOM BR117
Lineage: Eukaryota; Fungi; Chytridiomycota; Chytridiomycetes; Spizellomycetales; Spizellomycetaceae
Exons: 3
Coding region: 1-915 (304 amino acids)
Molecular function (GO): phosphatidylinositol transfer activity
Source: RefSeq, a predicted model, not a curated record
AUGGAGGAACCAGCAAUAGCGUCAACCACCAUGACGUUGACGCCGACGUUUGGGACAAUGGAAGGAUUCGAGGCCUUUCGCCAAAAGGUCCGGACUGAAGACCGGUUCCUGUCAUUGCAAUCGGCGACCAUGACCGACUGGUGGUUGAUGAAAUUCUUUGACGGAGCACGAGGGAAUGUGGACGUUGCCUGCAAGAUGCUCGAAAAGACGUUGCAAUGGCGUAUCGACUAUGCAUACGGAGACCUUCCCAAUGAGGAUUACACUGCCGAUUACGAGACAGGCAAACUCUACUAUCAUCGGUUUGCUCUCGAUGGGACACCGGUACUGAUUUGGAGGAUUUCGAGGCAUAUCGCUGAUCCAAAGCUGAGUGAGCGGACGGUUCGAUUCAUUGUUUGGACCAUGGAUAAGGGGAUCCGAGAAGGGACCAUCACAUCCCGUAUCACCCUUCUCGUCGAUCGCUCAUCAAGCGCCCAACAAAACAUUGAGAACCUCCACUUUUUCCGGCUUCUCACGUCAAUCCUCCAGACCCACUUUCCCGAAAUGCUCCAACGGAUUGUUAUAUUCCCCACCAACUGGCUUCUAUGGACCGUCUGGAAGGUCGUCAAACCCUUUUUGGAUGUAACUGUGGUCGAAAAGGUUGCGUUGGUGGGGCCAAAGGAAGUUACCAAAACGUUGGAGACAGUGUGGUCAGGGGAGGACUGUCCUGAGAGAUAUGGUGGGAAAUGUGUUGAUUGGACGGAUGACGGGGUUGUUGGAGACGGUGUGGAGAGUUUGAAGGAUUCUGCGGUUGCGGUUGAGCUUUUGACUGGGAGUAGCGACGAUGGCGGCAAAAAGGGCGGAGACGGAAGCAGUAAGGGGUGGGGUGUUGGACGAAUGAAGAAGAUGUUGAGUCAUGGAUCCGAGAAGGACUCUUAA